Molecule: messenger RNA, 375 nt
Organism: Eufriesea mexicana
Lineage: Eukaryota; Metazoa; Arthropoda; Insecta; Hymenoptera; Apidae
Gene: Lamtor5
Product: Late endosomal/lysosomal adaptor, MAPK and MTOR activator 5
Exons: 4
Coding region: 92-367 (91 amino acids)
Biological process (GO): positive regulation of TORC1 signaling; negative regulation of apoptotic process; cellular response to amino acid stimulus
Cellular component (GO): cytoplasm; Ragulator complex; lysosome
Molecular function (GO): guanyl-nucleotide exchange factor activity
Source: RefSeq, a predicted model, not a curated record
AUAAUAAUUACAUUAAACUGAAUUCUUUUUAACAAGUAAUAGCAUCAGUUAUUUGUGCAAGUGUGUUUUGUAAUUUAAUUAGGUCUUUGAAAUGGAAAAGAAUUUAGAAAAAAUAUUAGAUGACGUAAAUAAUACUGAAGGUAUUAUUGGUUGUGUCUUGGCUGAUCAUGCUGGAUUAUGUUUAGGAGCAAAAGGAAAUGCAUCUACUGAUAGUGCAGGAAUAAUUGCAGCUAUUGCUGAUCAAGUUGCAAAACUAGAACCUACAUCACCAGCUCCAAUUAUCUCUCUCCAAAAUGAUAACAGGAAAUGCCUUAUACAACGCCAAGGUGCAAUAGUAGGUGCUAUUUAUACGGAUGUUUCUGUAUAAGAUAGUUC